Molecule: messenger RNA, 677 nt
Organism: Artibeus jamaicensis (Jamaican fruit-eating bat)
Lineage: Eukaryota; Metazoa; Chordata; Mammalia; Chiroptera; Phyllostomidae
Gene: IZUMO4
Product: IZUMO family member 4
Cellular component (GO): nucleus
Source: RefSeq, a predicted model, not a curated record
AUGUGCUUUGAAUAUGCGCAGUGGAUUGAAUGGCAGUUAAACCUCUAUCAAAGUUUGCAAAAACACGUAGAAGAAUCUUACUCCAAAAUUAACACUGGCUCUUUGGGUGGUUGGCAGGCGGCGCUCACGGCCAGGACUGGGUCAAGCUGUGUGCCUGGGCCCCCGGCGCGCUGGCCCGCUGCUUGCCUACACUGCCACGGCAAUUUUGCAGAGAAGUUCUCCUUACACUGCCAUCGUGUGAACCUCAAACCCGGGGCGGGCGACAUCCCCGUGUCGAGCUAGCUGCUCACAGACUGGAGCCAGAACACGAGACACCUGGCCAUCCCCUCGGAGAUCACCCGGGAGAAGCUUGACCAAGUGGCAAACGCGUACCAGAUGAUGGACCAGCUGUACCAGGGGAAGAUUUAUUUUCCAGGGUAUUUCCCUAACGAACUUCUAGUCAUCUUCCAUGGUGCUGGGGAAAACAAUAGCGUGGUGUGGGGCUCUCCAGGCACCUGUGUCUCUCUGCAGCCAAGCUUCACAUGUCUAGAACCCCAUCACCUGGCAAACCUGACUUUUGAAAAUGCUCCCAAGUGCCUGAGCAGCACUGAUGGCUGCUGGCCCCAGCUGCAAUGUGGAGCCAGGUCUCAGCUGGGCUGUCCCAGUCUGACCCUAUGAACCAGGCUUCUUGUUCUCUG